Molecule: messenger RNA, 1629 nt
Organism: Aplosporella prunicola CBS 121167
Lineage: Eukaryota; Fungi; Ascomycota; Dothideomycetes; Botryosphaeriales; Aplosporellaceae
Exons: 3
Coding region: 69-1487 (472 amino acids)
Cellular component (GO): Set1C/COMPASS complex
Molecular function (GO): protein binding
Source: RefSeq, a predicted model, not a curated record
UGUCGCCCUUUGUUGCGCCUUUCACUUGCGCCUUUCACUCGCGACAUGCUUCGCCAACCCUGCCGCUCAUGAACCUCCCGCUUAUCGACCCGGCUGUGCUGGCACAGGAUACGCCCGAGGCCCUGAUUGGCAAGCUACACAGCGGGCACUCGACAUGCAUGCGCUUCAACCAUCGCGGCGACUACCUCGCCUCUGGAAGGGCUGACGGCGCUGUCGUCAUCUUCGACCUCGAGACCAAUGGUGUCGCGCGCAAGCUCACCGGCCACACGCGCCAGGUUCAGUCGCUGAGCUGGUCGGCCAACGAUCGAUACCUGCUGAGUGCAUCGCAAGACUGGAGAUGUGUGCUUUGGGACUUGAAGGACGGCAAGCGCAUACGGACCGUCAGGUUAAGCGCGCCCGUCUUCAUCGCUGAGCUUCAUCCCAAAAAUCACCUUAUGUUUGUCGCGGCGCUGUUUGAAGAUCAGCCCGUGCUGGUCGACAUGGCCAACGAGAUCCCCAAGAAGCGAGUCCUCCCUUCCGCGCCCCGGCGGUCGCAGAUUGAGCGCGACAAUGCGACGGAGCGACAAACUGCCCAGGACGCCAAGCAAACAAGCACCGUCACCGUCUUUACGCCUACAGGAGACUACAUAUUGGCAGGAACGAGCAAAGGCUGGCUCAACAUCAUCGAUACCCGGGCCUGCGACAUUCGCUACUCGACGCGCCUCUCAAACAACCUUGUGAUCUUCAUUCGCUUGACCGCCUCAGGCCGCGAUAUGGUCGUAAAUUGUAGUGAUCGCAUUAUCCGCACUUUCCAAUUGCCCGAGCUCACCGAUCCGAAGCUCGACUUUGACAGUAUGACGCUAACUCCGCAAUAUAAAUUUCAAGACCUGGUCAAUCGCCUUUCCUGGAAUCACGUAUGCUUCAGCAGCACGGGCGAAUAUGUCACAGCAUCCACCUACAUGAACCAUGACAUAUAUGUGUGGGAGCGGGGCAGAGGAAGUCUGAGCAAAAUUUUGGAAGCCAAGGAAGAGAUUGCAGUCGUGGAAUGGCACCCGCACCGGCCCUUCGUGGCAGCUGGCGGCAUCGAGUCGGGACGCAUCUACCUCUGGUCAAUUGUGACGCCGCAGCGGUGGUCAGCGCUGGCGCCUGACUUCGCCGAGGUGGAAGAGAAUGUCGAGUACGUGGAACGUGAGGAUGAGUUCGACAUCCAGCCGCUUGAGGAACUGCACAAGCGGCGACUUGAUCUCGAGGAUGAGGAUGUCGACGUUUUAACGAUUGAGCCUGGCAAGACUGAGUUUGAGCCAGCUGAGUUUCGCAUGCCUAUCGUGCUCGACGUGGGCGUGAGCGAUAGUGAGGACGAGGAGAUUAUGGUCGGCACCGGCCAGUACCGCAGGAAGAGCCCUGGUGCGGGUAAGGAUUGGAUGAAUGGCGAGGGCAGCGGGGACGAGAAGAAAGGCGGGGCGCCGCGGACCCAGAGCGCGGCCAGCAAAAGGCGCAGGGCGGAUUGAGUUGUGCAUGGAAUUGGCGUUUGAGGGGAUAGGGAUCUGUUGUUUUGGUUUUGCCCUAAGCUUGGUGGGAACUACUCUAAGCCUGGGAGGAUGGCUCGGGGAUUUUGAUAUCACGAAACCCAUUAUGAAUAACCUUUCUCUG